Oncorhynchus tshawytscha (Chinook salmon) is the source of this 4342-nucleotide messenger RNA. Its product is annotated as B-cell lymphoma 6 protein. The record is from RefSeq and is a predicted model, not a curated record. Gene Ontology annotation, biological process: negative regulation of transcription by RNA polymerase II; regulation of cytokine production; regulation of immune system process. Lineage: Eukaryota; Metazoa; Chordata; Actinopteri; Salmoniformes; Salmonidae. Bases 1466 to 3430 code for a protein of 654 amino acids. Gene Ontology annotation, cellular component: nucleus. Gene Ontology annotation, molecular function: DNA-binding transcription factor activity, RNA polymerase II-specific; RNA polymerase II cis-regulatory region sequence-specific DNA binding; protein binding. The transcript has 8 exons.
GGUAGACAUGCGUUGUGGCUCAUUGGCUUUAUUGAUCAAAUUUAAAUACUUAAAAAUACUUGUGUUUUCUUUCGUUUUGUGAACAGUGGGGUUUCUUAGACUGCAGUUACUAGACUUUUUGCUGAUGUUUAUGCUUGAUACAUGGUCAGGUAGUUUAGUAUCUCCUCUGCUUAAGCAGCAUGCAUGUGAGAAAUGUACUCGGAAGUUCGUCUUUCAUUGCGAAACUAUAUAUAUUUUCAUUGCCUAUGCUCUCACUUUUUGAUCAUGUUGGUUUAUCGAAUAUAUAGAUAUUAUCGCGAGAUAAUAUAUUAGUCUUAAUGUGCAGUUGGUUUGUAGCCUAUCCUACUGUACAGAAAGAUUACAUUUGGGUUAUAUAGUUAAUCAAAGUAAUCUUUCCGGGUAGUAUGAAUUUAAUAUUCUCAAAAAGUAUUUAUCUGUAAUAGUCGUUAAAUAUCAGUAAACGAAUAGCAAGAAGUGUAGCGCAACAGGGCGAGCCAGUCUGGUUAGAUCACUGCGUACUACUUUCCAGCUUUGCGCACUGUUUUCCUCUCUUGUGGUGCUUUCAUUUCGCUGGUAGAUUUCGACUGCUAAACUGUCGAAAACGUUAACUAUCGGUAGUGAGUCAAAAACAAGUCUAACAAAAUGUUGACGCAGAUGUACAUUCUUGAUCUGUUUUCAUGGAAUGUUAUUAUCGAUAACUGCCUAUUAAUUUUGUACUAAACUUAUAGGGAGCUUCAGUGCAAUGUGUAGGCCUAUGUGCACAUGCAUUUGAAACUCCUAAAAUCCUACACCCUAUUGUACGCAUAGGUCUACUUUGCCAUAUUCACAUUUUUUUGGAGUACUCUUUUCAAGGUAAAAAUAAAUUGGGUCUAACCAGUGUGAAAUGUCAUGGGUUAAACAAGGUGGCUUUCCACUUCUAGACCUAUCGAAAAGCAGGAAGCCUAUUUAGAAGCAACCUAAUCCGUGCGCACCCAAGACGGAAUGUACUCAAUGCGAGACACGUUCCAAGCGCGAAACUCGGGCUCCUCUUGAGGUGCCGUCUGUAUUCGUGGGCUUGGAUAUAUGCCAAAAGCAAAUCGGUCAUAACUGAAUAUGAUUGGUUACAUACACGUGUUUAGCAGAUGUUAUUACGGGCUAUUAACGGAUGAAAUUGGUUUUAAACGUGUGCUUUUCUCAAACUGUUUCUAAGUAAUGUAGCCUAUAGUAAAACAUUUGUAGUAGAGUAAAACUUACAAUUUCUUAAAGUACAAAUGUUUUAUUUUUAAGCUUAUUGUUUUUGGUAGGUCUAACAGCAAUAUGUAACCUGCAAUGUGCACAAACAAAUAGCCUAACUUGUUCACUGUAGCCUGUACAAGUCUACUUUCCCACUGGCCACAACAAUCAUGGCUUGUCACUAUGUUAUGAACACCAGUUCAAUGCCUCUAAGAUGCAGUCUAUACCCUAUAGUUGACAUGAUUCUGACACCAUGGCCUCAUUGGCAGAUGGCUGCAUUCAAUUCACCCGCCAUGCCGGUGAUGUUCUGCUCAACUUCAACCGCCUCCGCAGCAGAAAUAUCCUGACGGACGUCACUAUCCAGAUUGACGGUCAGCACUUCUGCGCUCACAAGACGGUCCUCGUGGCUUGCAGUGGACUUUUUUACUCCAUAUUCACGGACCCCCUGAAGAGUAACCUGAGUGCCAUCAGCUUGGACCCUGAAGUUGACCCUGAUGGUUUUGCCAUCCUGCUGGACUUCAUGUACACCUCCACCCUGACCCUGAAGGACAGCUUCGUUCUGGUUACCAUGAACACAGCCUCUUACCUCCAGAUGGAACAUGUGGUGGACACCUGUCGCAGGUUCAUCAAGUCCAGAGAGCAGUCUGUGAGUCUGCAGAGAGAGGAGGUACUGGCCAGCCCGAUGCAUCUCUCUCAGGACCUCCCUGCUUUCAGGGUUCUGGAUAGGGUGGCGACCAGCCCCAGUCACACAUCCAUAUCUCCCCUCAGAGACUGGAGGAGCUACUGCCCCAGUGUAUUCAGUGGUAUCAAUGCUUCAGGUAGCUCCCACCACGUCCACGGAAAACACAUCCCCAUCAGAAAAAUGUCAGAUGCCUGCAAUGUCAGUGACAUUCCCAAAGGGGGCGCCAUCUUUCAGAAACUCUGCUCUACCUUGAAUCGCACAGAGACCACCAUCAUACACCACCCUUUGUCAUCCGACUCCUCAUCCUCCUCAGUUACGACCAUCUGCCCUCUCCCCUGCUCCAGCCGUCAGACGGAGCCACUUGGGAGCCUCCAGGGGCCUGAACACAGAGGGGCCUCCCCCAUGGAGGAGGACAGGAACAAGCACCCACAGCCCAGCUCCCUCAGCCUGUCCCCAGGCUGCACCAAAGGGGUGAUCUGCAGUCCUCAGAGCCCUCUUCGUUCUGACUGCCAACCCAACUCCCCCACUGAGUCCAGUGGAUGCAGCAGGAACGCAGUCCCGGCCCUGACCCAGCCAUCCGGCUGCUCCCAGGAGCCCAAGGCCCGCAACUGGAAGAAGUACAAGUUUAUCGUUAUGAACCAGACCUCUGGGGAGAAGGAGGAUGAGUCCCAUGUAGGAAGUGUUGAGGCUGGGGACUGCUCUCCACCGCAGGGCCGCUACAGGACCAGUGGAUCAGAGGGAUCCGUUGAAGAACUCCAGACUGGAGAGAUGGUCAACGAGCAUUGGGAAGAGGUCCUUGUGUCACAGGCCAGCCAUCGCAGCGUUAGGCAGCAGAGAUGCUCCUCCUGUGGUACGGAUGCCCCUCAGCACCUGGAGGUGUGUUCCCACUCCCCUGGGUCCUACACGGGGGAGGACACCAAUGAGCUGCACUCUGAGUACUCCGACUCAAGCGGUGAGAAUGGUUCCUACUUCUGCAACGAGUGCGACGCAAAGUUUGCGGAAGCGGACUCCCUGAAAGGACACAUGCUCCAGGUCCAUGCUGAUAAGCCAUACAAGUGUGACCGAUGCCAGGCUGCCUUCCGUUACAAAGGGAACCUUGCCAGCCACAAGACUGUCCACACUGGAGAGAAACCAUACCGCUGUAACAUCUGCGGCGCUCAGUUCAACCGGCCGGCCAACCUCAAGACCCACACCCGCAUCCACUCGGGAGAGAAGCCGUACAAGUGUGAAACGUGUGGCUCUUGCUUCGUACAGGUAGCUCACCUCCGGGCCCAUGUGCUGAUCCACACAGGGGAGAAGCCUUAUCCCUGUGAGAUCUGUGGCACGCACUUCCGCCACCUUCAGACCCUCAAGAGCCACUUACGGAUCCACACAGGAGAAAAGCCAUACCACUGCGAGAAAUGUGACCUUCACUUUCGCCACAAGAGCCAGUUGAGGCUGCAUCUCCGUCAGAAGCACGGCGCGGUCACCAACACUAAGGCUCAGUACCGCCAGGCGAACAAGGACAUGCUCAUUGGCUUGGCCAAGGCCUGCUAAAUGGACACUGGGACGAUGGAGUGUGAUUUGCUGGCAAUUUUUACGUUGUUUUAGGAACACGUUGUCAUAGUACCACGCUGUCAGUGAUUGUUGUGUUUGUUGGCACUGGCAGACAGGUUUCCUCCAAAUGUGAAUAUUUUCAUAUCGUUUAUAGCCCUUUUACUCUGUUUGUAUAUAAAUCUAAUAUGUACGGUGUAUAAAUGUGUUUUAAGAUCUUGUGAAAUGUCCUGUAUUGGAAUAUACAUUUUGAAUUAGAAUUUUGUAAUAUGAAUUCUUAUCGGGUAAUAAUGUUUUCUUAAUGUUUUCGGUUAAGUACAACUUUUUUCCUGAAUGUUUUCGGUUGAACAACAGUCGUCUUCUAGAAAACUGUACGACAAACUUUCAUUCAUAUUGAGAAACAUUGUUAUAGUGGUACAGUUCUGUUAUAGAUAGUAUAUGGGGGCAUGUUCAGCUGGACAAUAGAUAAUAUAUUACCCAGUUCUUUGUAGUUUCUUAUCUUAAUAUUGUGAAUAUAUAAUGUACUACCUACCCAGAUUUCCCUCUGCUGGCAGAGUAUAUGUCUGCAUUACUAAGGUACAGACGUUUUUUAUGUCUUUCUACCUAGUGAAAGAUUGUCAUUGAAUCUGUCGUUUGGUCAAAAUAAUAUAUUAUCCGACACGGAUACAUAGACAUGCAAUACGCAAUGUAUUCAAGGUGCUUUACACUGAGUUGUCAGAUUUUCUGUUCAUUAGCACAAUGUCCCACGUCAGCACUUUGUACUGUAUUUGUUUUGUCUGCUUUUUGUCUCAAGCCCACAAGCUGUAAGUACACCAGGUCUCAAGCUACAAGUCCUCAGGAAUGUUAUCAACAUUUGUCUUUGUAAACUGCAGAGCUUUAUGUGAAAUAUAAUUAAAGGAAUGUAUUAUGAAAACA